Messenger RNA from Brassica rapa (field mustard), 1375 nucleotides. Its product is annotated as protein KTI12 homolog. The record is from RefSeq and is a predicted model, not a curated record. NCBI's taxonomy places the organism in Eukaryota, Viridiplantae, Streptophyta, Magnoliopsida, Brassicales, Brassicaceae.
CAAAUCAGAUGCUCACGCGACCUUUCUCUCGACAACACUCUCGACUUUUUGCUUCCGGUGUCGAUCUCUCGUUGUUUCUAUACAGAUUCCGUAGAUCUCCAGUUCGUUGCAUCUGCUCGUGAUCUGACUAUAGAAAGUUGGAUGCUUUGAAUCUGGGUCUUUGCCUAUCCCUUAGUUAUGUGUUUUGAUGCCCUUUAGCUGUUCGAAACGAUUGUUAUCAUCAUAUUAGCUUUGGAUCUAAAGUUCCAUUUUGUAGGCAGCGUGACAAGUUCAGACCAAUGGCGCUAGUUGUGAUUUGUGGGCAACCUUGUAGUGGCAAAUCAACAGCUGCAGUAACCUUAUCCGAAGCACUGAAAGAAUCUGAAACGAAGCAGAACGUUAGAAUCAUCGACGAGGAUUCGUUUCAUCUAGACCGCAACCAGAACUAUGCCAACAUGCCUGCAGAGAAGAUGCUUAGAGGAAAGCUUAGGUCGGAUGUUGAUAGAUCUGUUUCGAGAGGAGACAUUGUUAUUGUAGAUUCUUUGAACAGCAUUAAAGGUUACAGAUACGAGCUGUGGUGUAUUGCGCGUGCCGCUGGGAUUAGGUACUGUGUUCUCUUCUGUGAUGUGGAUGAAGAUCGUUGCAGGGAGUGGAAUAAGGAACGUGAGGGUAGAGGUGAGGCUUCGUAUGACGAUGGUAUAUUCGAGGAUCUGGUGAGAAGGUUUGAGAAACCUGAGAGGAGGAACCGAUGGGAUUCGCCUCUCUUUGAGCUGUUCCUUUCUAGAGAUGGAAUAGAGAAAUCAUCUCCUGUGGUUUUAGAGGCUGUGACUUAUCUGACCAAGACUGUUGAUUCCAAAACUCAAGACGUGAGGAUCCUCCAACCGAGUAUUGCUACACAGUCCGCUAGAUUCUCUGAAGCGAAUUCUCUCUACGAGUUGGACAGAGCGACACAAGAAGUUAUUAAUGCGAUCGUGGAACAACAAGCGCUUGGUGGGGCUAUAAGCAGGGUUACUCUGGGUAAUGAUCUUCCUCCGAUUGAAAUCUGCAGACCGAUUGGAUUACCGGAGCUAGGGAGGCUUAGAAGAACGUUUGUUAAGUUGAUGGGUCAGUCGAGUCUGAGCGGGCCGCCGUUACCAACUGACGCAAACAGUGGAAAGAGACGGUUUGUGGAUUACUUGAACAGAGAGUUUGGAGGUAGUAACGCUUGAAGUUAGUUGGGGAAGAACCACUUUCCAAUUUGGUUUUUGCAUUUUCUAAACACAAGUCAAGUUACACUUUGUGCUCUUCAGUGAAAAGUUGUGGACAAAUUGAUGUAUUUUUCUUAUGCAAACAUAUAAUUAUCAUUUAUCAAGUUAAAACAGUUUUUUUGUGUAAUAAUAUCUUUCCAGUUCUUGAA